CAGACAAACGUGUUGGGGUUGACACAGCAUUUAAGAAAUCAAAAAGAAAAAAGUAAGGAGAAGUGGUUGAUGGUCUUAUUAGUAACAAAAAUAGGCUACUCCCAUACAAAACAUUUGUCUAUAAUUUCAACGAUUCACAGGCCUACACAGAAUGCACAUGAAUCGUUUUCCCAGUUAAAGAAGUGAUUGGAUGGAUGAAUGUCGUUGGUUUUAGGAAGGACCAAGGGGAUAAAUAUUGCUUACUUAUCUUAUUUGCCUGGACUCUUCUUCACUGAAAUCUUGAAGAACAUAUUUUCUUCUCAGUUUACCAGAGUCACGUUGUUUUGAUAUCACAUUUCUGUUUCACUGUUUGCUAUUUAAAUGUAUAUCUUCAAUGCAAAGUGGUGAUAUUUCAUUAUAAACUGAAUAGGUUUUGAGGGGGGUGGCCUUCAUCCUCCCAACUGUAUUCUCUAAUCGGCCACGGGGAAUAUUAAAUGUAUCGCACAAAUCUCUGUAAUGUGUCUCUGUAAGGUUAGGUGUUGAAAUAUUACUGUCCUGAAAGUGUUGUGUAUGGCACAGUUUGUUUACAUGUUGUUGUGGAGGUUCGGAGAUGUUGUGAUCGUUGUUGUUUGCUGGUAAUCUCAUACACACAGCGAUGUUGUGUGUGUGUUCAGAUGAUGUUGUAUUGGCGUAGCUGUCUCUUUAAGAGUUCUGUAACAUGACUCCAGUGGUUUUCUCCUCCUCGUUGAAGCGGCUCAGGAUCAGAUCUGCUGACGUGUCGGCUGCACGCACCGCGGGACUGCAGCCAUAGAGUCAGUCAAACAUGGCUACACUGAAUCCGUGUUGUUAUGUUUUACCGCUUCUGGUCCACGCGUGUUUCGGUGAAUGGAGCGGGGAGCGGCGUUUCUCAGACCUGAAGCGCUGCGCGGAUGAAGAAUGCAGCAUGCUUCUCGGCAGAGGGAAGGCCGCCAAGGAUUUCACGGGGCCGGACUGUCGUUUUCUGUCUUUCAAGAAAGGAGAGACGAUAUAUGUGUAUUAUAAACUCUCAGGACAGAGGUCGGAUAUGUGGGCCGGCAGUGUUGGAAACCACUUUGGUUAUUUUCCAAAAGACUAUCUUACUAUAAAUCAUAUAUACACUGAAAAAGAGUUUGAGGUGCCGUCAGAGGAAACAGAUUUUGUUUGCUUUGAUACUGGCCUGGAUAAGUUUGACAGCUAUGAUAUAGAUGUGCUAUUAGGAAACUCAUUGUUAAUAGAAAAUGAGAAUUUGACAGAAGACUCAAAAGAACCGUCUCACGAAGCUGAAUUAUCACAGCUGCCGUCUGAGACCGAGACAGAAAGUUCAGAAUCACCGGCACAUCUUAAAACAGAUCCUUUACAUUCAGAUUCACUUUCAGAAACAAAGUCAUUCGAUUCAGAAUUACCUAAAGAAUCAGAUUCUUUAUAUUCAGAAUCACAUUUAGAAACAGAGUCAGAUUCACUUUCAGAAACAAAGUCAUUCGAUUCAGAAUUAUCUAAAGAAUCAGAUUCUUCAGAUUCAGAACCACUUUCAGAAACAAAGUCUUUAGAUUCAGAAUUACCUAUAGAAUCAGAUUCUUUCGAUUCAGAAACAGAGACAAUAGAACCUGUAGAAUCACCCGAAAGAGAUGCAGAUGUAUUAAUUUCUAUAGAUCAGGAAUCUUACAGCUUUCAGCCAAAGAUAGAAGAUAUUUCAUCAGAAACAACACUGGAAUCUGAAGAUGAACCAGAAAAGCAAGAUCCAGAACCAAAUGCUGCUCAGCUUCAAGAGAUCCCAAACAAGCAAGCUGAUAUUUCACCAAGCAAAGAUGUAGACGUAGAGACGGAUCCGUCAGAUUCUGAUGUCUAUGAUAUUGAUCAAUCUGAGCAGAACCACCAAAGCGACUCUGAGAGACGGACUGAUUCAGAGGACGUCACCGAGUCUCCUGUGGAACCUCAAGCAUCAGAUUCAGAGAUGGAGAGUAAAGAACCUCCCAAAACAGAGAAGGAAAAACCACUACAGACAGCAGAGAAAACACUGGAGAUGGUCGAGGAGAUCGCUGAGGAUGAGAACGUUUGGUCAACAUUUAAAGAAGCAGAGGUCCAACAUGAAACACAAGGAUCCCCUGAAGAAAUCACCAAAGAUGAAGACACGGAGACGGUGCCAGAGGAAUCACAUGGCAAAGAUCUCGCUGGCCCCGAGAACCUGUGGACAGAAAGCGACUCCGAGAAACAAGCAGAGGACGAGGGUGAAGGUCAAAUCCCCACACGUUCUCAGCAGCCACAAGACACCACGACUCCAGACACAACUGGAGACCCCAAUAGCACUGAGCCGAAGAGUCACGACAUCCCACCCGAAGCACCUGUAGAAAGCCACACCGAGAGCACGUUCCCAUCAGUACACGCAGAUGACGUCGCUGACAAAGAAGAUCCACAGACUCUAGACACAAACCAGGCUGAAACAACAAAUGAAAACACUGAAGAUCUUCAGAUGGUCAACAUGAACACAAACGAGAAUGCAAACAAAAACACUAAAGACGACGAUCCUCAGAACGCUGCUCCAAACCAGAAGAAAACGGCAGAUGAUAAGAUUGAAGAAGCUGAUCCGGAGAAGUUCAUCACAAACCAGAGCACUGCGUUACACACGUCUGAGGUGUUAGAAAGCUCAGAAACGGAGGCUCUGUUCGACGAGUCAGACGAUCAGAUUCAUAGAGUAAAACACGAACUCGCAGAUCUGCUCAAAAACACACUAGAAUCAGAGCAGCGCCGGGCUGAAGAUGAAAAGGACGAUGCUGAAGAGCUUUUAGAGGACGAGAAUGCCCUCUUCGCCUCAUCCAAAUCUCAACUUGCAGAGGACACACGUGAACCUGAAAUCCAGUCCGAGUCGGAUUCAUCGGAUGACAGCACAGAAGCAGAUGAGGUAAAGCACACAAACGCCACUCAAGAUGAAGACGGCUCACAACACAAACGUGAGGGCGAGGAGCCUGUAUACAGUGACAGCGUAUUGAGACUCACGAUUCUGAGAGAUCACCUGAAAGAUGAAGACGUGGAGCGCAUUCAGAAGCAUCUCGGCCUGAAAAACCUCUUCAAGCUGGAAGCCAUGUUUUCUGAUCUGGACCAGGAGAUGCUGUCUGUCAGGACGUCGCAGACGGGCACGGAGGAUGUGGAGAACACUCUGGACCAGAUCAUGGAGGCCUCCGAGAACUCGAUUCUUGACGAGACGGAGGAAGUGCUGAACGAAAAAGAGAGAAGUGCUCCAGAACACGGACAGCAGAAGGAGCCGGAAAUGUACGAUUUGGAGGCGGCCAUUCUCGACUCCUUUCAGGAGAUCGUCUUCUCUUUACGACAGAAACAUUCAGCAGACAGGGACAGCGUUCCUCUGCUCGAGGAAGAACAGACUGAAACGGAGGAACAGCACGAUUCUAGAGUGGCGAAGGAUGAUGUCGAUGUUGACGGUGAUGCUGAAAGUCCUGACCUCCGAGAGGAGCAGAAUGAAUCUGAAGCAAUACUCGAUACUGAAUUAAAUGCAAAUGCACAAGAUCUGUCUCCGAGUCAAGACAUGGGCCUCGAGGAAGACGGAGGACAUUUCAACAGAAAUAAGGAUGCUCAGAUGGGUUUUGAGGAUACCGAGGACAUCCAGAAGGGGCCUCAUGCUAUUCUGGACAACCCGCUGGACAUUGGACUUCGCUUUGAAAUGGAUCCAUCUUCAGCAGGUUCACUGGAGACCCCGAGCGUCUCUGACUUCCACGACACUGAAACCAACACUGACAUCUCCAGCUCAAGCAGUUCAGAUGAACUUUGGAGCCCGCUGCUUCUCGUCAAAGAAUAUCUUGGAGUGUACGCAGAAGUUAUCAUCGCUGACCUUCCAGAGGAAUGGAGACCGGGUCCCACUUUCCACGGCGUCCCCUGGGAGCCGGUGCUGGUCACGGCCGCUGUCGGCUUCCUCACGGUCCUGAUGUUUUUCUGGAGGACGGUGCUCGCUAUCAAAGGCAGAACUUAUGCGUUAACCGAAAAGCAGCUUCGAGAGAAGAUCCAGCAGCUCGUCAGUGAGAAAUCGGAUGCCGUCAACAAGAUAUCAGAACUGAAUGCUGUGAUGAAAGAACGUGAGGAACAGUUAAAAAGCUCAGAGAAGACCCUCAGUUCAAGCCAGCAAGACAUGAAACAGCUGAAGACGCAUCACAAGAAACUCCAAAGCCAGUGUGAGGAGAUGUCCGGCAGUAUGUCUCAGCUCAACCAGAAGAUUGUUGACACACAAGAGGAAAAUUCAAGUCUGAAUGAAAAAAUUGUCAAAAUGCACCAGAGGAUCGAGAAAUACCAGAAAACUCUGAAGAACUUUGAUGAGGAGCGAGCGAAGGUUCACGUCCUCGUGGAUGAAGCUAAAUUCAGAGAAGAUGCACUGAAAGCUCAGGUGAACUGCCUUGAGAAGGAAAACAAUGCUUUGAAAGAACUGAAGAAAUCUCUGCUGCGUGAUGCUAAAGACUGGCAGGAGAAACACGCGAAACUCAGCGAGGACAUCAGAGUCUAUCACAAAUCCCAAAAGGAGCUGGAGGACUCGCUGGUGCACAAGGAAAAUGAGAUUGACGUUUUGUCCGGCUGUAUUGCCGAACUCACCCGUCUGGGAGCCUGCGAUGCAGUGGAUUCACAGAAAGAUGAUGCUAAAAUGUCUCACAGAGAGGAAGCUGACAAGAAGAUGGACACCAUGAGACUGCGUAUCAAACAGAUGAUGGACGUCUCAAGGAUUAAAGCCACUCUGAGUGUUGUUGAAGACGAGAGAAGCCGCUACAUGGAAAGUCUCCUCACCGAACAGAAGAGCAGACAAGAGCUUGAGGAGCAAUAUCAGAAGGUCAUGCACGACCAGAUGAAUGUGAAGAGCGACAAGACUCAUUUGGAGAACCAGUUGAAGAACCUGCAGCAGAGGCUGGAGAUCACCACUGAGCUGUACCAGCAGAAAGAGAACGCCUUACAGCAGAAGUUGACUCAGGAGGAGCUGGAGAGACGUGAGAAGGAGACGAAGCUGUCGGAGGUGGACAGUAAAGCAGUGAGGUCAGAGGAGGAGCUGAGAGCCCUCAAACAGAAGAUCAGAGACGUUGAGGAAGAGAUGCAGCAGAAUGAACAAACACUGAGGAAUGAGGUUGCGAUCCAGGAAAAGAAAGCUCACGAGAACUGGCUGAAAGCGCGCGCCUCAGAACGAGUGCUGGUGGAGGAGAGACGAGAGGCCGUGACACUCCGGCAAAAGCUGGUGGAGUGCAGCGAUAAAAUAUCAGACCUGGAGCAAACUGUGUUCAGACUCAACUCUGCACCUCCGGACCGACACAUGCCGCCCAUGAGGAGAGGUGAUUCAUACGGGCCGUCCCCCGUCAGUGGGGGGGCUCCGUCUCCUCCUCUAAUGAUAGAGGGUCCCGGCCGCCCCCCUUCUGCUCCUGUAGGCAGACGGAGCGACUCGUUUGGUCCACGGCCCCCUUCAGACCCUCACGGGUGCUUUUCAGAGCUCGGACACCCGCUGCCCUCUCGACCAGAAAUGUUUCCUUCCAUGACAUCGUCUCCGUGUGCACACGACGGACCAAUGCAGACAGCUGCGGUCACUGAGACGGCUGAGCAGGUCUCAUCUGAGCCCGUAGAGAGCCUCUCGAAGUCUCAGAGUCAGGGAUCUUUCUUACCGUCCCCCAUUCGGGAUUCUCCUGUACCGCCACUGAAUGCCCCAUUUAAGUCUUAUAGACCGCCAAUGAUGGGUGGACCCAUUCCGCCCAACGGACCUCCUCCUCUUAUGAUCAGACCGCCCAAUGGCCAUCCUCCCAUGAUGCCCCCAGGACUGGGCCCUGAGCCACGCUUCAGACCCCCUCCUAUGGAUUCUUACAGGCCUCCUCCUCUGAUUGGCCCAUAUGGACCCGUACCUCCACAUUUUGCACGAGGCCCACCUCUACGAGAUCUCCCGCCCAUGGGGCCGCUCCCCCCACUGCCACUAGGCCCCCGCGACUUCCCUCCUGAUUUUUACGGACCUCGUGGGCUUCCUCCACGGCCCUUCCACCCCGGACCUCUGCCACCCCCUGGAGCGAUGGCUCCACACCCGUACGGUGGCCGGGCUUUCCCUGGACCCGCUCCGCCAGUGGCUCAGAGCUCCAGAGACGGUGAGGAGAACGUCACACCAUCCAACAAUCCCCCCACAGACGGCCCCUCACAGGACGCUGGCGGUUCAUCCGUGGCAGAGCCGUGAAUGAACUUGAACCAGCUCCACCAGCCUUGAUUUAUUUUACUGGGUCCUGAUUCUUUUCAAUAUUUCAGCAUCAGCUGCAUUUGGAGUGGGUGGGUUAAAACAAUAGUUUGAUUUUGCCAUUUUUGCUGAAGCUUGUUUCAAUAACACAAUUGUGAGGGAAAUGAUGAGGGUUUUGAUUUUAUAAGUUUGCAAACCUUUCCUAUGGAAAUAGUUUGAAAUAGACAUUUGUUCGUUUUUCUCUCUACCACUCACCCAGUGAUGAUGCAUUCUGGGAAAUUAUCUAACCAGUCUGGUAUUAUAUUUAGGCACGCGAAAUAAACCAUCACAGCCUUUAAUAUGAGAGACUGGAGAGAGGUUUGAUAUUUUUAUGCCUUUUUCAGCAGUUUUGAACAAACGCUGGCUGUUUUUGGUUGCUUUUAGUCGGUUUAAGUCUCCAGGUCAUGUAGCUAUUCUCCCGCUCGCCCACGCUUCGUUUCUUUUAACGUUUGAUUUUCUGUACGUCUGUGCUUAUGAUUUCUUUUCCUAGCGGAAAGGCACAUAUGAUGUCAUAUUGACAAAGUAUUUGUACAUUUCUUUCAGCUGCAUAUAUAAUAAAACUAUUCUCAUAAAUGGUCAUCAGAUUCAUGUCAACAUUCAGCCAGCACAUAAAUCGCAUUUUAAUUGUAUUAAUGGAUGUUGGAAACGGAUUUUGUAAAGCUUUAACAGCAUGUCAUGUCAAACAUUUUUUCCUGCCAUAAAUUGUUUCAUUGAAUGCUGUUUAUUAAAAAUGUUUAUUUACGACAUCACGAAUGGUUUCAUGAAUGAAUUUCACAGCUUUGCCAAGUUGAGUUAACAAAAUUGAAUUUGACUUAUCAUGUAGAAUACAUAUGACUGUUAAUGAUGUUCCCUGGAUUUUUUUAAUGCAAUGCUCUCCGAAACAAACAACCUCAAAUCUACAGACCCUUUUAUCUUUAUUUUUGGCCGGUUUUGUUUGACUUGAGAGUAAAUUAUUUCAGAAGUUUGUUUAGAGGAUGUAAUGUGCGUUAUGACAUUUUAAGGAAAGAAACUGUUUUUAUCAAACAGUGAUGUGAAUUCUAUGAAUGAGUUAAAUAAAGCUGUUUUUUCCUGUAGAGAAUGGUG
Molecule: messenger RNA, 7303 nt
Organism: Triplophysa rosa
Lineage: Eukaryota; Metazoa; Chordata; Actinopteri; Cypriniformes; Nemacheilidae
Gene: mia3
Product: MIA SH3 domain ER export factor 3
Exons: 28
Coding region: 803-6184 (1793 amino acids)
Biological process (GO): vesicle cargo loading; protein secretion; endoplasmic reticulum to Golgi vesicle-mediated transport
Cellular component (GO): endoplasmic reticulum membrane; endoplasmic reticulum exit site
Molecular function (GO): protein binding
Source: RefSeq, a predicted model, not a curated record